This is a messenger RNA of Sinocyclocheilus rhinocerous, 3188 nucleotides long. Its product is annotated as scm-like with four MBT domains protein 2. Gene Ontology annotation, molecular function: chromatin binding; transcription corepressor activity; histone binding. Gene Ontology annotation, cellular component: nucleus. Lineage: Eukaryota; Metazoa; Chordata; Actinopteri; Cypriniformes; Cyprinidae. Gene Ontology annotation, biological process: negative regulation of DNA-templated transcription. Bases 154 to 2574 code for a protein of 806 amino acids. The record is from RefSeq and is a predicted model, not a curated record. The transcript has 21 exons.
UGCAGGAUGAUGCCAUAUUGGACACACACAUACACACACCGCUCCUGCUUCAACCAGAACACCAGAUCACUCAAUUCAGAUAGACGGCAAAAACUCGCAUAAGGCCCAACUGCAUUGGCUGAACCACAACGAACCCACAAUCAAGACAUCCAAAUGACAGCAGCAAUGACAGGCAUGGAUUGUGUAGAGGAGGAGGUGGAUUUUAACUGGGAGGAGUACCUUGAAGAGACUGGAGCCACUGCCGCCCCUCACACUUCAUUCAGACAUGUGGAGCUCAGCCUUCAGAGCAGUUUUCAGCCUGGAAUGAAGCUUGAAGUAGCUAAUAAGGGCAGUCUGGAUACAUAUUGGGUGGCCAUCAUUAUAACCACAUGUGGUCAGUUGCUAUUGUUACGCUACUGUGGCUAUGGCGACGACCGCAAGGCUGACUUCUGGUGUGACGUCAUGACAGCCGAACUUCAUCCUGUCGGCUGGUGCGCUCAGAACAACAAAACGCUUCAGCCACCUAAAGAUAACGUUUACCUCAGAUCAGCUGUUAAAGAGAAGAAUAGUGACUGGACUGAGUUUCUAAUCAAAGAGCUCACAGGUUCACGGACAGCACCGGCAAACCUGCUUGAAGGGAUAAAUAGGUGUAUAGGUGGAUGGAUGAGCUUGUGUUUCUCUCUUUCUCUUUCAGAUCUGUGUGAUUUGAGGAGCAGCUCAGAAUGGACUGAAGCUUUAGAUGAAGCCACAGCCAAAGCCUUGAAAAGUCCCCUUCCACUGGAGGUCUUCAAGGAUCAUGCUGACCUACACACACACUCCUUCAGGGCAGGAAUGAAGCUUGAAAUGGUAUCACCCAAAGAACCCUUCCACAUCUGCCCCGUGUCUGUAACUAAAGUCUAUAAUGAAUACUACUUUCAGAUCACAGUUGAUGACCUCAGAGCUGAAGCCACGCCCACUUGCGUGGUGUGUCACGCUGACUCACCGGGCAUCCAGCCAGUGCAGUGGUGUCUGAAGAAUGGUGUUGGACUGGAGAGGCCACAAGGUUUUGAGUCCCAGGACUUCGAUUGGGCGGACUAUCUCAAACACACUGGCACUGAAGCCGCUCCAGACGUGUGUUUCCCAAACGCGUCUCAGAACAGGAGCUUCUGUAAGGAUAUGUGGCUUGAAGCCGUGAAUCCACUCCAACCUUCCGAACUCUGCGUCGCUCGUAUCACUCAGGUCAAAGGUCGACUUCUCUGGCUCAGACUGGAAGGUCUGACCAAGCCGUUACCGGAUUGUAUAGUGGAUGUUGAGAGUAUGAAUAUCUUCCCUGUGGGCUGGUGUGAAGCUAACGGCUGUCCACUAACACAUUUACUAAAGACAGUCUGCCUGCCUCAGAAGAAGAUUGCUGUUGUUCAGCCUGAGAAAAAGUUGGUCCCCUCACAGCCUCCUGAUGCCCCUCUUAACCUGUGCUCAUCCAUCGCCAUGGAUACAGGAUUGGUGAAUGGAAAGUACAGUUGUUCUCAGCUCUUCAUCAAUCAUCGCUGUUUCUCUGGUCCGUAUCUCAACAAAGGCCGAAUCGCUGAGUUACCAAAGGCCGUGGGGCCCGGCAAGUGUGCUGUAGUCCUCAAAGAGAUUCUGACAAUGUUAAUAAACUCAGCGUAUAAACCUGGCCGUGUGCUCAGAGAACUACAGAUGGUGGAAGACCCACAGUGGAACUGUCAGGAGGAAACCCUGAAAGCCAAAUAUAAAGGGAAAAGCUAUCGGUCCAACAUGAGGAUCGUCCGAACAGCAGAUCAAGUGUCGGAGUUUUGUCGUCGAGUAUGCGAGAGACUUCAGUGUUGUCUGAAUCUUUUCGGUCCAACAAUCGUGUCCGACAAGUGCCCUGAAAACUGCUUCAGUCAGACCAAGACCAAAUACACAUAUUACAAGAAGAGGAAAGUUGGUCGGCCAAGUUUAGGGGAGAAUGCUCAGGAUGGUGACAUGACCAAACCAGCACGACGGCGGAAGAAACGCAAAGCCAUCUUUGUCCAGAAGAAACGGCGCACUUCCAUUGUAGGAUACCAAACCACAGAGUCACCUCAGGAUAGCGAUUAUUACUAUGAUGAUGAGGAAGAAGAUUUUGAGGAGUGGGGCAGUGAGGUUAGUUCCAGCUCACCGCGUGAGGAGACCUCUGCCCACUCCUUCAAGGACGUCCCGAGGAGAGGAAGACCACCACGCCGUGCUGCUCUUCAGCGCAGGACGACCCAUCCAGGGCCAGAGACCUCAGACAGAUCCUCUCCCAGAAGAACCACACGCUCGGUUUCUUACAGCCAGAACCAGACGGCCAAAAACACACACACAAAGACUGAGAGUUUUGAAGAGGAAGAUCGUCUGGUGUUAGAGAGGAAUCCUCUGGAAUGGAGCGUCUCUGAUGUGGUUGACUUCAUCACAUCCACAGAUUGUGCCUCUCUAGCAAAGAUAUUCCAAGAGCAGGAUAUUGAUGGACAGGCCCUGUUGCUGCUGACGCUUCCUACAGUCCAAGAAUGUAUGGACCUAAAGCUCGGUCCUGCCAUCAAACUCUGUCAUCAGAUCGAGCGAGUCAAAGUGGCCUUCUACUCCCAGUUCGCUAACUAAGCUAACUUUCUGCCUCAGUGGACGUAAAUCAACAGAGACCUAUGUAUUGUACUCAGGGGAUGUAAAGAGUCAUUCCAUCCAUCAGGAAGCCUCAGGUUGCCUCAUACCGAAUGGAUUUUUUUCCCAUCAUUUGCCUUCAAUCUGAGAUUUAGUUAUGGAACAUGACAUUAUUUCUGCUUUCCCUGCUAAAGUAAACAGUUUAAAGGUGAAGGUUGCUGGUCUUAGCUGGUUUGAGCUGGUCUACCUGGUCUCCCAGCCUAGUCAAACUGGUGUUUAGAGGAUUUAACUGGAUGGCCAGCUGGUAAAGUACCAAAAACCUCUUUAAAGCCAUCAAAAUAGACCAGCUUCAACAACCUUACACUCUUGAAAAUAAAGGUUCCAAAAGGGUUUUUUUCUUAGUGUGAAGAACCUUUUUAAAAAACUCUAAAGAAACUUUUUCCUCUAUAAAGAACCUUUUGAAUGAAAAGAUUCCGUGGAUUAGAGUUGGGCCGAUAGACGAUGCUUCUCCUUACUCUGUUUAUGUGGUAAGUGAAAUUUGAUGUACUGUAGGAUGUAACAGACAAUGUUACACCGUGUCUACACUGGACGCGGCAGUUGUCGUGUCGCGCCGCGCC